Molecule: messenger RNA, 1602 nt
Organism: Paracoccidioides lutzii Pb01
Product: mitochondrial inner membrane translocase subunit TIM44
Exons: 2
Coding region: 1-1602 (533 amino acids)
Biological process (GO): protein import into mitochondrial matrix
Cellular component (GO): mitochondrial inner membrane
Molecular function (GO): protein-folding chaperone binding
Source: RefSeq, a predicted model, not a curated record
AUGUUUAUCACAACUAAAUCUACACCGUCCGGUGUGGUUCGGACGGCUCUCUUACGGAAUAGCGUUGCAUAUGCUGCGUGGGCAAUCUCCCGGCGAUCAAUGACGCAGAGCGCUACUCUUUAUCCUGCCAUUUCAUCUCGCGGACUAUCCUCCCCUCUAAACCAACCUAUUUACAUUUCUUCCUCCUUUGUUCAUGCGCACCCCACUCAUAUAAGUUCAAUCUUGGCUGUUCUCCCAGCGAGGCGAUCGUUCCGGUCGGGUCGUGUCCUUUGGCAGCAGAAGCAAAAGGAGUCGGAGCAAUCAAGCACAGAGAAUCACAAUUCAAACGAAUCGUCGCAAAAGGCAAAGAAUGAGGGAGAGGAGCAAGGAGACAAUUCCCAGGAAGGGAGCAAACAGAAAGAAGAACCACCUCCACCACCACCCCAUGGGGACAAAUCUCCAUGGCAGGUCUUCACUGAGACCCUUCGGUCCGAGUUCAAAGCCUCAAAGGAAUGGAAUGAAUCGACGAAAGCGUUGGCGUCCUCCGCGCAUCAGUUUACUGAGAGUGAAUCGGUUAAACGAGCUCGAGCUGCAUAUGAGGCUGCUUCUGGUGCCGCCACUUCGAAGACUUCCUCGGCUUUAAAAUCUACCGGAAAGGCGAUAGGGCAGGGGGCUGCGUGGACUUGGGAAACGCCAGUUGUCAAGGGACUUAGAUCCGGAGUAUCUGCCACCGGAAAGGGCAUUGAAAAGGUUACCAGGCCGGUUCGUGAAACUACUGCAUAUAAAACUGCUGUUGGGGGAGUGAAAGAAGCUAUAGAUGAUGGGAGUAGCUCCCGCUAUGGAGGAUGGAUGGACAAAGAGGAGCGACGAAAGCAAAGAGAGCUUCGAGAGCUUGCCGAGGCCAAAGCUGGCCGCCGCAAGGCAGAAAAGAUGGAAGAAGAUCCAAAUGCGGGUACCAACGUCACUCUUCAUAAAGACGCAGCUUGGAAAGAGUCAUGGCGGGAAUUCAAAGAGUCGAGUCGUCUUAUGCAAUCGUAUUUCAACCUUAAACAUACAUAUAAUGAAUCCGACAAUCCACUAGUCAGCACGGCUUGGAGCAUUUCAAAUCGAGUGGCCGGCUGGUUCGCAGAAAAUGAGACCGCGAUGGUCAUCAAGAAAUUCAGAGAAAUGGAUCCCAGUUUCCAAAUUGAGCCUUUCUUGCGGGAAUUGCGAGAAUAUAUGUUGCCCGAGGUUCUGGAUGCAUACGUCAAGGGAGACAUUGAAACCCUUAAACUUUGGCUUUCUGAGGCCCAAUACAACGUCUAUGCCGCGCUUGCCAAGCAAUACACGACAGCUGGACUAAAAUCGGAUGGGCGAAUUCUCGAUAUCCGCCAUGUCGAUAUCUCCCAUGCCCGUAUGCUGGAGCCAGGUGACAUCCCAGUUUUUAUCAUCACCUGCAGAACGCAGGAAGUACAUGUCUAUCGCAAUGCUAAAACCAACGAGCUUGCCGCUGGCAUGGAGGACAAAGUCCAACUAGUCACUUACGCCAUUGGCAUGACGAGAAUUCCAGAAGAUGUAAACAACCCCGAAACUCGAGGAUGGAGAAUGAUCGAGCUGCAAAAAGCAGGUCGUGAUUACAUUUAA